Molecule: messenger RNA, 1077 nt
Organism: Ornithodoros turicata
Lineage: Eukaryota; Metazoa; Arthropoda; Arachnida; Ixodida; Argasidae
Gene: uri
Product: unconventional prefoldin RPB5 interactor-like
Exons: 1
Coding region: 1-1077 (358 amino acids)
Biological process (GO): negative regulation of phosphatase activity; negative regulation of transcription by RNA polymerase II
Molecular function (GO): phosphatase inhibitor activity; transcription corepressor activity; chromatin binding
Source: RefSeq, a predicted model, not a curated record
AUGGAACCUCCGGAUUUGCUUUUUGCAGAUCCAAGGAAUUGUACUGACGAAAUGGAGCAGCCACCUGUGGAGAAGCUACUAAGUUGGCAAGAGAGGGAGCUAAAGAAAUGUGACGAGAAACUGGAACGCUGGGCACAGUUUGAAAGUGACUAUAAGCACCUCCACGACCGCCUCUCCACCAUAGCGGACAAAGUGUCACAUGAGGUCAUGGUUCCGCUGAAUUCCAUGGCAUUCAUGCCAGGUCGUCUCAUCCACACAAAUGAGAUCCUCGUUCUCCUGGGCGACAACUGGUUUGCUGUGCGUUCUGCAAAACAGGCUCAGGGCAUUGUGGAACGUCGACUUGCUCACUGCCGAGCGAUGCAGACUGAGCUUCACAAGGAACGAGACCAGUACCUCAAAUGGAUGAAAUUCACUGGCGACCUUUGCGACAAAGGUGAAUAUGUAGAUAUUCGGGAACCAUACGACCAAGCCGAGGAAGCAGCAUGGCGCGAAAAGCAUCGUCAGAGUCUGCAGGAGUACCAUAAAAACAAAUAUGCAACUUCAAAAGAUGAUGGUGGUGACCAGCAAAUAUGGGAAAUGUUAAAUCGUCUUGAACUGCAAGAAGAAAAUGAGUUGGCAUCCUCGGAAAACGAAGGGUCGAGGAAAGUGCGUUGGCAGGACGAGAGUAGUGGACAGAUUGAGUUCUCCUACAUAGACUCGAGUGUGUCGCAGCCGGAGGAAACAUCUGCUGGAGACAUUGUAAGCCCAGGUGACAUUCUCAAAGCGUUCGGUGGACUGGGUUCAGGUGCAUCAAAAUCCAUACUGAAAACUGUUGAUGUAUGUGAUCAACCGUCCCCGUCAAAAGAACGUGCUGAUGUGCCACUUGCUCCAAAAGAGGUUGCAAAUGUAUCGGCAGAUCCAGAAUAUGUGGUGGGGAAACAGGAAGCAAAGGUUGCCUUCACAGGAGCGAUUGUGGAGCACGGUGCAUCCGCGACAUCUGAAGCAACACUGGAUAUUGAUGUGGCGGAAAUCGAAGUACCCCAGUCGUUAGCUAAGCCAAAGUCCUUGUUCAAGAGUCGAAAGGGCAGCAAGAAAUAG